AUGGCACGCGCUACGGCCUCGGUCUCGGUCCUCGUGAACGAGAUCACCUACAACGCCCUCACGCUCGUACAGGACCCGUACGGUAACUACGUCGUGCUCAACCGCUUUUCGGACGCCGUCAUCCUGCAUCCGCGUCGCCGAGCACUCUACGCGCAAGACGCUCAUCAAGGAGCUCCUCAACCGCACACGUCUCGAAAAGCUCCUCUGCGAGUCGUACGGCACAACCACUGCAUCCAGACUGGUCUCAAUUACGCCGAGGGCGGCCGGCACGCACUCCUCGUGGAGGGUAUCUGCCCGGUCUUCCCGCUCAUCCGCAACACUCCGUAUAGCAAGUGCAUCCAGCACAAGCUCCAGCACGAGCAGAUGGAUCACUACGGCUCCGUUGGCGUCUACCCCGUGGCUGCUCAGCAAAACCUCGUCAACACGGCGGCGCUACGGACACACGGGCUCGGUCGUGCGCCCAACCCGUGUGCUGCGUCCAUGCACGCGUACGGCCAGCAGCACCCGCAGGCGCAUCUCGCGCGCGGCGUCGACGCCUACGUCCUCCAGGGCUACUCGAGCCAUAACCUCACUGCCGCUGGUCAAUACGGCGCUGGCUACAAGGGGAUGGGUGUCGCGGUGUACCCUCAGGCUGUCAGUUUAUCGGGCGGUCUCGGCGACUACCAGUGCGGGGCGUCGUACGGCUACGGCAUGUAA
Messenger RNA from Peniophora sp. CBMAI 1063, 696 nucleotides. NCBI's taxonomy places the organism in Eukaryota, Fungi, Basidiomycota, Agaricomycetes, Russulales, Peniophoraceae. The record is from the annotation of a GenBank genome assembly.